AUGGCCGCGAGUGGAGGGGCCUUUGGAACGACAGGAGAGGUAAAUGCCGAGCACGAUGGUCGGGAUGGCCUGUCUGAAUCUAAGGCACUUUCGAUCCCCCGUCUGUUGCUAUCGGGGCUGGUGCCGCCCUGUCCCACAAAUGCUGCUCCUUCACCAAAGGAAAGCACUACGCCGCACAGCACUUCGGAUGUAGCGACUUACGCCGCAAAAAUCAUGCGGCGCAACUCAGAUCGUCGUCUCAAGAAAGGCACUAACAAGGGACGAACAAGUAAGGACCCUUUCACGUCAAGUACGAGCGGCGUAUUGAAUUAUGAGUCCAGUAGCGCAGAAAAGACGGAGACCAGCCAGACGAGCCAGCAAAUCGCGUUUGCUGAGAAUUUCAUCAGCUCGUACAAAAGGAGCCUCUCUUACAGCCUCAGCAACGUCCCAGCCGGGCCAUCGAGUGAAGCAACCUCGAAGUCAUCCUCCAGUUCCAGCUCGACCAACAGGGGUCUCGGUGAAGCAACCUCGAAGUCAUCCUCCAGUUCCAGCUCGACCAUCCACGAGGACGAGCUUGAAAAGCAAAAGGUGGCUGAUGUGCCGGCACCGACAGGAGAUCCUCAACAUGCUUUGGGACAAGAGGAAGGCGCCUUUGGCUUGGCAUUCUCGGAGUUUGAUAUGCGUCGGGCGCGCUCCGCGGACGCAAGGGUACAGCGGGAAAAGCGGAAAAGCAGUAAGGAGAGGCCAGCUGCUAGCCCGGGAGACCGGUCUUGUGAACUUGAGCAGGAAUCGGCUCGCAGUCCGAAUGCAGUGAGCGCGGCGAAAAGACG
Molecule: messenger RNA, 809 nt
Organism: Amoebophrya sp. A25
Lineage: Eukaryota; Dinophyceae; Syndiniales; Amoebophryaceae
Source: the annotation of a GenBank genome assembly